This is a messenger RNA of Caenorhabditis remanei, 1419 nucleotides long. RefSeq lists its product as uncharacterized. Bases 1 to 1419 code for a protein of 472 amino acids. Gene Ontology annotation, molecular function: TBP-class protein binding. The record is from RefSeq and is a predicted model, not a curated record. NCBI's taxonomy places the organism in Eukaryota, Metazoa, Nematoda, Chromadorea, Rhabditida, Rhabditidae. The transcript is spliced from 9 exons.
AUGCUCAGGAAGUCUCUAUUCUAUGGAUUACCUGAUAUUCCGAGAUGGAAAAUUAUUCGAUUAAUGGAUUAUGAAUCCAAAUACCAAUUAGGAAGAUGCUCAAAACGUACAUUCUGUCUCAUCGAUUCAAUUAUCUUCCCACUUGAUCUCAUUAUAUUAAAAUCGCGAAUUGGAUGUAUGGAGAUUGAAAUAUCCACUAACUUUUAUGACCCUCUUACUCAUUAUAUUUUUUCUAAACGAGACGAUGAGAAUUGCGAAAGGAAUAUUGAUGGAUGCAAGUCCAUUGUAAGAGGGGAUUUUAUGAAAACUGCAUUGAUGGAAUUGAGGAAAAUAUUCUGUUACAAAAAUGCAAGAAUUUGUCGUCUCAAUAUAGAAGAAAACUUCAAGAACGGAGAAAGAGAAAUACUAAUCAAUGGAAUCACUAACAUUCUUUCAUCUAUUGGACACCAACUGUCUGUUAAAUUUCUUGAAUUGUUUAGUUGUGGAAAUGGAGACUUCUCUUUGGGUGGAAAAAGAACUAAACUCCAUAUUUUGAGAAAUAUUGUUGAAUUGGAACAAUGGAAGAAAGUGCAGUCUGUAUACAUCUGUCAUGAUCAACUUGAUGUACCAGUUGAAAAUAUCAAACAUCUUUCGUAUUAUCAUAAUGAACGACGGAAAACUUCAAUGGAGAUCAAAACAAUUAUUGAGAACUAUUUCGAAUCGAAAUUCUUCGUCAGAGCCAGAUUCAGGUGUCAUGAGAAUCCAUUUAAUUCUGAUUUUGAUCUACCAUUCCAUUUCAAUCCUUCAACUCAAUUAUACAGAUUUCAAAAAGGAGAGUACGAGUUAUAUGCAAGAAUAACAUCUGACGGAUCUCUUUGUAUUCAAAAAUACGUAAAUAUUGCUGACCUCGUCGCUAGACACGUCAUUUACAGACAGAAUUUGUUGUUGCGUGGGAAGUGUUAUCUACUUGGAAGAAAAGUUCCGUUUAGCUGUGUGAGAUAUGCCUGGAAUCUCCUAGAUCACAUUCAUAAGGGCGAUGUGUUUAAAGAAGAGAGUCGUCAAGUGAAAGUGGCCACGUGUGUUUGGUUUGCAGUUUUCGGCGUUCCUGUUGAAGAAAUCCGAAAAUUCCUCAGAAUGCUAAAGGAAUGGUUGAACGAAGUUCCUGCACAGAGUGUUAUGGAAAUUUGUGGGUUGUUAGGAUUAUCUGAAUCAUUUCAAGAGAUCGCAGUAGGGAUUGCUCGAAAGGCGACUGCAAAAAGAUUGUUUUUCGGUCGUGAUGCAAUGAAUACAGCUGCUGCCACAAUCUUCAUGACAACUAAAGUGUCUUCCGAGAAACGGACAAUCAUAGAGAUUGGAGAGAAGACUAGAACUGGAGUGGCAUCGAAUCUCGAACUAUUCGAAAUAAUGUGGGCUGAAAAAGCUGAAUUGUUACCAGAAUAA